Capronia epimyces CBS 606.96 is the source of this 588-nucleotide messenger RNA. RefSeq lists its product as uncharacterized. The record is from RefSeq and is a predicted model, not a curated record. The coding region runs from base 1 to 588 and encodes 195 amino acids. The transcript has 2 exons. Lineage: Eukaryota; Fungi; Ascomycota; Eurotiomycetes; Chaetothyriales; Herpotrichiellaceae.
AUGACGGCCCAGCAGGACACGACGAGCCAGCAGAGCAAGCUGGACAUCCCGGUUCCGGCUCCGCCUCCACCUCCACCUCCCAUCACACAUAUCUUGGAGACGUGUUUGCAGGCCAAAGACCUCAAGGCGGCCACCGCCUUCUACGAGGACGUGUUCAACGUGGCGCCUUUUUUAAACACUCCACGCAUGUCCGGCUUCUCUUUCGCUCAUACCACACUCCUACUCUUCCAGCUUGGUGCAACCGCUGCUGAUUCGCCCAUGCCUGACAACCGCGGCACCAUUCCCGGCCAUGGUCCAACACAGAACGUCGUCGAUCUCCUGACCUCCAAGGCGGUUGUUAGUGGUGGUGGUGAUGAUGAUGAUGGUAAUGGUCGGCCCUCACCAAGCCAAGCAAGCUUACACCAGCACUUCUGCUUCGCUGUGCAGUCGCCAGAUGACGUGGGCGCGUGGGAGAAAUGGUUGGAGGAGAAAAAUGUCAAGAUCCUAGGCAAGGUUGACUGGCCGCGUGGUGGGCGAAGCGUCUAUUUCGCCGAUGUGGAUGGCAAUAUAGGCGAGGUGGCCAGUCGUGGCAUCUGGGAGCAUUACUGA